This is a messenger RNA of Calidris pugnax (ruff), 727 nucleotides long. It is a transcript of the gene MRPL22, whose product is annotated as mitochondrial ribosomal protein L22. The transcript is spliced from 7 exons. Gene Ontology annotation, cellular component: mitochondrial large ribosomal subunit; ribosome. The record is from RefSeq and is a predicted model, not a curated record. Gene Ontology annotation, molecular function: structural constituent of ribosome. Gene Ontology annotation, biological process: ribosome assembly; translation. NCBI's taxonomy places the organism in Eukaryota, Metazoa, Chordata, Aves, Charadriiformes, Scolopacidae. The coding region runs from base 10 to 645 and encodes 211 amino acids.
GCGGGGAAGAUGGCGGCGCGGUGGGCAAUUAACGCGGGUAGUGCCUGGACGCGCAGUCUGCUCGGCUGGGCGCGGCCGGAGAGGUGGUUAGCAUCCGGAAGCCCUUUUCCUCUGUCAUGCAUCCACACAAGCACAUCUCUGCAGAAAUCUGAAAAGUGGGAGAAAAAGAACAGAGUUGUCUACCCUCCACAGCUGCCUGGAGAACCUCGCAGACCAGCUGAAAUAUAUCACUGUCGGAGGGAAAUAAAGUAUAGCAAAGAUAAGAUGUGGUAUCUGGCAAAACUGAUAAAAGGAAUGUCGAUUGAUCAGGCUCUUGCUCAGUUGGAAUUCAGUGAUAAAAAGGGAGCAAAGGUGAUUAAAGAGGUUCUGUUAGAAGCUCAGGAAAUGGCAGUGAGAAAUCACAAUGUGGAAUUCAAAUCAAAUUUACAUAUAGCUGAGUCACUGACGGGCAGAGGCCGUUAUACGAAGCGGAUUCGUUACCAUGGCAAAGGCAUGUAUGGCAUCAUGAAAAUCCCCAGGUGUCAUUACUUUGUGAAGUUGGUGGAAGGUCCUCCUCCUCCUCCAGAGCCACCAACCACUGGGUUUGACCAAGCAAAAGAAUAUGUGCAGCAGCUGCGAAGUAGAACCCUUGUUAAUACGUUGUGACAAAAUUUUGUGACUGUAUAGGUAUUUCUUGUUUGACAAUGUAAUUACAUAAAAGAAUAAUUAAAAUCAUGUUUUAGUUACA